AUUCCUCUUUAGACAUUUACAAAGUGAAGUCAAGCAGCGUCUGGUCUUCGGAACAGUCUCCAACGAGCAGCAACAUGAACAGCUUGAGCCCACAAGCGCUUGUUCAGAAAUCUCAGGAAGCCAAAAAUUUCGCGUACUGUCCCUACAGCAGUUUCAGAGUCGGGGCGGCUGUUUUAACAAGCGAUGAAUCUGUCUUCACAGGUUGUAAUGUAGAGAAUGCAUGCUACAAUCUUGGAGUGUGCGCUGAGAGAAUGGCUAUCACCAAAGCUGUGUCUGAAGGACACAAAACAUUCAAAGCCAUCGCAAUUGCCAGUGAUCUUGAUGACCAAUUUAUUUCCCCAUGUGGAGCCUGUAGGCAGGUCAUGAGAGAGUUUGGCUUACAGUGGGAUGUAUAUAUGUCAAAGGCUGAUGGGACUUAUGACAAGACGACAGUGGAAGAACUUCUUCCAUGUUCUUUUGGCCCUGAUGACCUAAGAGCAAGAAAAAGUAGCCCGACCAAUGACAAAUAGUUUUAUAGAGACAUUGCACAUGGUGUUGAUUUCCCUUAGGAAAAUGAACCAGGAUUUAAUUAUAUUAAAUGUCUAGUAUGCAGAUUUUUUGACAGAUUACAACAAAUAUCAGAGUAAAACUAUGAUUACUGCAGUUACACGAUGGUAAAUUUGUGGUUAUAAUGGCUUUUUUCUACAAAAUACCACUGUUGAAAAAAUUCAAAUCUUAAUGUUUCUAUUCAAAUACUAUACUAAUCGAACCAUCAGAUGUUUACCAUUAAAAUAGUUGCAAAAAUCACUCCA
This is a messenger RNA of Triplophysa dalaica, 791 nucleotides long. It is a transcript of the gene cdaa, whose product is annotated as cytidine deaminase a. The record is from RefSeq and is a predicted model, not a curated record. Gene Ontology annotation, cellular component: cytosol. Lineage: Eukaryota; Metazoa; Chordata; Actinopteri; Cypriniformes; Nemacheilidae. The transcript is spliced from 4 exons. The coding region runs from base 75 to 509 and encodes 144 amino acids. Gene Ontology annotation, molecular function: zinc ion binding; cytidine deaminase activity.